AUGGACAUUUCUAAGGACCCUGUUAAGAAAUUACCAAUCUGGAUCCAACUUCCUAAUCUUGAGGUUAAGUAUUGGGGAGAGAAGAGUCUGUCGAAAAUUGUUAGCCAGAUUGGGACAAUGAUCAAGGUGGAUCAAGCUACCCACAACAGGGACAAACUUAUGUUUGCAAAGGUGUUAGUGGAAGUGAAUAUUGAUCAACAAUUCCCUGAAGUAAUUAGGUUCAGAAGUGAGAUUGGGAGGAUGAUUGAACAAAGGGUGAGCUAUGAUUGGCUGCCUAUUUCUUGUUCCAUUUGCAAAGGAAUGGGACAUACUAGUAAUGCUUGUACCAGGAGAGCCACAUUGGCAACACAGAGAGUUUGGAGACCCAAAGCUGUCCAACCUGUGGCACAUCCUGUAGCACAACCUACACCACCCCAAGGGGGGAUUACACAAGCAGCUAGGUUCAGCAAACAAAAGAGUCAACAGCUGAAACCAUUCUAUACUGCAAACAAGUAUCAGUUACUUUCUGAAGUAGAUGUGGAAUUUGACAAUGGAGAAAUUCCUAAUGGUGAAGAGAACCAGUUUCAAAGAAGUCCAGUAGGUAGGGGGUGGCAGCCCCUAAGCCUAAUGGAUAGAGUGCUUUGUUGGAAUGUGAGAGGUCUGAACAGGAAGGACAAGCAAAAAAGGGUGAGGGAUUUGAUCUCUUUACACCAUGUCAAACUGUUCAGUCUUCUUGAGACUAGAGUUAAGGCACCUAAGAUGGGAGACAUGUACCUAAACUUGUGCCCCUCAUGGUGUUUUACCUCAAACACUAGCUGUCACAGAAAUGGUAGAAUCAUAGUUGCUUGGGAUGCUGGAGCUUUUACAGUUGACAUCAUACAUAUGACUAGCCAACUGAUUCAUUGUUCUAUAACCCCCAGAAACACUUACAACAGUUUCUUUUGCACUUUUGUGUAUGGCCUGAAUACUGCUAUGGAAAGGGAGGCUCUAUGGUCAUCUCUCACUGAACUAGCCACUGCUGGUGGUAAUAAAGCAUGGAUUAUCAUGGGAGACUUUAAUGCUGUUAUGGAGAUGGAAGACAGGAUAGGUUCAGCAGUCAGAAUUACUGAAAUUCAACCUAUGAGACAGUGUAUGAAUUCUUGCCAGCUCACUACAGUGAAGACAGUUGGAAGGCACUACACAUGGAACAAUAAGCAAGACGGCACUGAUAGGGUGUUCACAAGAAUAGACAGGGUUUUAGCUAACUAUGCAUGGGAUUCAAACUUUGAAAAUGCUGAAGCUACUUAUCUCCCAGAAGAGGAGUUUGAUCAUUGUCCCAUGCUUCUGAGCACUUACAAGGAAGAAUCACAGAGAAGACCAUUCAGAUUUUUUAACAUGUGGACUACCUCUCCAAAGUUCACUGAAAUAGUUGCAGAUAAUUGGAAGAAAUAUGUCUAUGGGUGUCCAAUGUUCAGAAUCUUUCAGAAACUCAGAUGGAUCAAAGCUGAUCUUAAAUUGCUGAAUAAAUCUGGUUUCAGUGAGGUAGAGGCUGAUUACUUCAAGGCAAGGGAGCUGCUCACCAUUGCUCAAUCUCACUUACAUGCUGAUCCCACCAACAACACUCUUGCAACCAAUGAAAAGGCAUGUGCUGAUAACUAUAGGAAGACUCAAGCAGUUUUUGCUUCCUUCAUGCAACAAAGGGCUAAAUUAAAUUGGCUGGAACAUGGGGAUGAAAAUUCUAAACUUUUCCACCAAAGUAUCAAGCAAAGAAGGAAAUAG
Molecule: messenger RNA, 1737 nt
Organism: Spinacia oleracea (spinach)
Lineage: Eukaryota; Viridiplantae; Streptophyta; Magnoliopsida; Caryophyllales; Amaranthaceae
Exons: 2
Coding region: 1-1737 (578 amino acids)
Molecular function (GO): catalytic activity
Source: RefSeq, a predicted model, not a curated record